Molecule: messenger RNA, 756 nt
Organism: Cyphellophora europaea CBS 101466
Lineage: Eukaryota; Fungi; Ascomycota; Eurotiomycetes; Chaetothyriales; Cyphellophoraceae
Exons: 4
Coding region: 1-756 (251 amino acids)
Biological process (GO): ubiquitin-dependent protein catabolic process
Cellular component (GO): proteasome core complex, alpha-subunit complex; nucleus; cytosol
Source: RefSeq, a predicted model, not a curated record
AUGUCUCGUCGCUACGAUUCGAGAACAACCAUCUUCUCGCCAGAAGGCCGCCUCUACCAAGUCGAAUAUGCGCUUGAAGCUAUCUCACACGCCGGCACUGCGCUCGGAAUCCUCGCACAAGAUGGCAUUGUCCUUGCCGCAGAGAGAAAAGUCACCAGCAAGCUAUUAGAGCAAGACACUUCGGCGGAGAAGCUCUACAUCCUCAAUGAUAACAUGAUCUGUGCCGUUGCUGGUAUGACCGCCGAUGCGAACAUUCUCAUCAACUAUGCCCGACAAGCCGCGCAGCGCUACCUCUUGACCUACGAUGUCGACAUUCCCUGCGAGCAACUUGUGCGGCGAUUAUGCGAUCUAAAGCAAGGCUACACUCAGCAUGGUGGUCUGCGUCCGUUUGGUGUGUCGUUCAUCUACGCCGGCUGGGACGCCCAGCGUCAGUUUCAGCUAUAUCAGAGCAAUCCCAGCGGCAAUUACGGUGGGUGGAAGGCUACCAGCGUGGGCGCCAAUAAUGCCAGUGCGCAGAGUCUUCUGAAGCAGGACUACAAGGAGGAGUGUGAUCUGAAAGAGGCGUGCGGAAUGGCAGUCAAGGUGCUGAGCAAGACUAUGGACAGCACAACCCUGAGCAGUGAGAAGAUUGAGUUUGCGACUGUUGGCAGGACCAAAGAUGGCAAGAUUUAUCACCAUCUAUGGAGCGGAGACGAGAUUAUGAGCCUGCUGAGAGAACAUGGUCUGGCUAAGGAAGAGGAGCCUGAGUCUGGCUAG